GGUUCCUCUUCCUCGCUCAAGAUGGCGCUGCUCGCGAUACAUUCCUGGCGCUGGGCAGCUGCGGCGGUUGCUUUCGAAAAGCGCCGGCACGCCGUGAUUCUGAUUCGGCCUCUAGUCUCUUUCCGGGGCCCAGGUCCGAAGUGGAGGUCACAUCAGCUCCGCGGCUCGGGAACUGCUGGGAUCUCUCAGAUCUCAGAGUUAUUAAGACAUACUACAUGGCAGAGACUAGGAAAAGACUAUUCAAGAGAGUUAUUAGAUGCUACAAGGGCUCUCCAGACAUGGCCACUGAUAGAAAAGAGGACAUGUUGGCAUGGUCAUGCAGGAGGAGGACUCCACACAGACCCGAAAGAAGGGUUAAAAGAUGUUGAUACUCGGAAAAUCAUUAAAGCAAUGCUCUCUUAUGUAUGGCCCAAAGACAGACCAGAUCUACGAGCUAGAGUUGCCAUUUCCUUGGGAUUUUUAGGUGGAGCAAAGGCCAUGAAUAUUGUGGUUCCCUUCAUGUUUAAAUAUGCUGUAGACAGCCUCAACCAGAUGUCGGGAAACAUGCUGAACCUGAGUGAUGCACCAAAUACAGUUGCAACCAUGGCAACAGCAGUUCUGAUUGGCUAUGGUGUAUCAAGAGCAGGAGCUGCCUUUUUUAAUGAAGUUCGAAAUGCAGUAUUUGGCAAGGUAGCCCAAAAUUCAAUCAGAAGAAUCGCCAAAAAUGUCUUUCUGCAUCUUCACAACCUGGAUCUGGCUUUCCACCUGAGCAGACAGACAGGAGCUUUAUCAAAGGCUAUUGACAGAGGGACAAGGGGUAUCAGUUUUGUCCUGAGUGCUUUAGUAUUUAAUCUUCUUCCCAUCAUGUUUGAGGUGACUCUUGUCAGUGGUGUUUUGUAUUAUAGAUGUGGUGCCCAGUUUGCAUUGGUGACCCUUGGAACACUUGGUGCAUACACAGCAUUCACAGUUGCCAUCACACAGUGGAGAACUAAAUUUAGGAUAGAAAUGAACAAAGCAGAUAAUGAUGCAGGCAAUGCUGCCAUAGACUCGCUGCUGAAUUAUGAAACUGUGAAGUAUUUUAAUAAUGAAAAUUAUGAAGCACAAAGAUAUGAUGGAUUUUUGAAGACAUAUGAAGCUGCUUCAUUAAAAAGUACCUCUACUCUGGCUAUGCUGAACUUUGGUCAAAGUGCUAUUUUCAGUGUUGGCUUAACAGCCAUAAUGGUGCUCGCCAGUCAGGGAAUUGUGGCAGGUACCCUUACUGUUGGAGAUUUAGUAAUGGUGAAUGGACUGCUUUUUCAGCUUUCAUUACCUCUUAACUUUCUGGGAACUGUAUACAGAGAGACUAGACAAGCACUUAUAGAUAUGAACACCUUGUUUACUCUACUCAAGGUAGACACCCGAAUUAAAGACAAAGCGAUGGCAUCUCCCCUUCAGAUCACACCACAGACAGCUACGGUGGCCUUUGAUAAUGUGCAUUUUGAAUACAUUGAGGGGCAGAAAGUCCUUAAUGGAAUAUCUUUUGAAGUCCCUGCAGGAAAGAAAGUUGCCAUUGUAGGAGGUAGUGGGUCAGGGAAAAGCACAAUAGUGAGGCUAUUAUUUCGCUUCUAUGAGCCUCAAAAGGGUAACAUUUACCUUGCUGGUCAAAAUAUACAAGAUGUGAGCCUGGAAAGCCUUCGGAGGGCAGUGGGAGUGGUACCUCAGGAUGCUGUCCUCUUCCAUAAUACCAUUUACUACAACCUCUUAUAUGGAAACAUCAGUGCUUCACCUGAGGAAGUAUAUGCAGUGGCAAAAUUAGCUGGACUCCAUGAUGCAAUUCUUCGAAUGCCACAUGGAUAUGACACCCAAGUAGGGGAACGAGGACUCAAGCUUUCAGGAGGAGAAAAGCAAAGAGUAGCAAUUGCAAGAGCCAUUUUGAAGAACCCCCCAGUCAUUCUCUAUGAUGAAGCUACUUCAUCAUUAGAUUCAAUUACUGAAGAGACUAUUCUUGGUGCCAUGAGGGAUGCAGUGAAACAUAGAACUUCUAUUUUCAUUGCACAUAGAUUGUCAACAGUGGUUGAUGCAGAUGAAAUUAUUGUCUUGAACCAGGGUAAGGUAGCUGAACGUGGUACCCACCAUGAUUUGCUUGCUAACCCUAGCAGUAUCUAUUCAGAAAUGUGGCAUACACAGAGCAGCCGUGUGCAGAACCAUGAUAACCCCAAAUGGGAUGCAAAGAAAGAAAAUGUGUCCAAAGAGGAAGAAAGGAAGAGACUACAAGAAGAAAUUGUCAACAGUGUCAAAGGCUGUGGAAACUGUUCCUGCUAAAUCACAUGAAACAUUUUCUUUUCUUCCUUUCUUCCUUCGUCCUUCCCUUACUUACUCACCCCCUCCCUCUCUCCUUUCUUUCCUUCCUUCCUUCCUCUUUUUACCUUGACUACACAUUUGCACUGAAGCAGAAUUGUUUUAUUAAAAAAAAAAUCAGACAUUCCCAUUUUCUAUAGUCCUUCUUUUAGAUAAGAUUUAUUUGAAAAGGGAAUUGAGUUUUAUAUCUUUCACAAUCUAUUUGAUGUGGCAUCUAUAUUUAUCUCCUAAUUUUUUUGUUGUUACUGCCUUAGUUGUGGUCAAAGCAUAAUUGUUGUUACUACUUGACUUUACCCCAUUUCCGUUUUGAGGCCUGACAGUCAUUUGAUAUCCAUAACCAGUAAAUCAGAUUGGCUUCCUAAAUUUGUGUAGUUUUUCAAACCUCCUUUAUGCUGACAAUUUAGAUGAAAAGUAUCUAUUUCUUUUUUAAAAAAUGUAGAUUUUCUUUCUCCAUUGAAAUACUUGAAUGAUAGAUAACAAUGCUUAAAUUUUUAGAAAUAUUUGCCGCCAUAUAUCUUUAAGAGGAAAAACCUUGAUUCUCAUGUUGGUAUAUAGAAUCUUCAUCAUUAACCAGCAUUGUAACUGUCAUGUAGUGCUGGGAAUUUUAUUUUUCCACCAAAUGAGAUGUAGCUUCUGUUUUGGACAAAAAUUCAUAAUUUGUCUUUAAAAACUCGCAAACCUUGAUAUAAUUUGAGACUUACUAUACUGGGAGUGAUCUAAAAAGCUUAGGAUGUUAAUUGGGUUUUCUGUUUCCAUCUUAAAUGUACUGCUUUUGCUAUCUGAAGUUAUACAAAGAAACAACUGAAUGGGAUGUGUGCACACACACACACGUAUAAAGCAAAAUCUAUUUAACAAUUAUUAAUAACCUUUAGACAAAUAGGAGAUGAUUACAAAAAUAUUUAGAUGAUCAAGCUUCUAAUCUGUGUUGAUACUUCAGAAUUACUUUAUUACCAGAUCUUCCCUUCCUUUUUCAGUAGUGUAAUGAGUUUAAGCUUGAAAUAACAAGGAGGAGCCCAAGCAAGAUAAUUAAGUUUUACUGGCUAGAAAUAAUUAAUAAAAUGUUGGUAUGUAUUCACUUAGAAAGUUCCUUUCCUUUUCCAACUUGAAUUUGCUUUAAUUUGUUUGGUAGUAAUCAUUCAGCUUGAAAAACUUGUGUAUCUCAUGAACAGCCGCAUAACUGUAUAUAAUGAGGCUUUAUUUCUCAGAAAAGGUGUUAUUUAUUUCAUUGGUCUGUGGUUUUAUUGUAUUUUAAAUGAUAAUUUGGUAUGAAAGAGACUAAUUUUUUUCCAAUUUAUAUUGUUGUCAUUUAGAUAUCUAAGCUUAUCUAAGUCUAGUCUCCAGUUUUGUUAUAUAAAAGUGAUUAGAUAAGUAGCUUGAAGCUAGUAUUUUAUGGUUAGUCUUUGAUAUUAGAGCAAGUGGUAGGAUCUUGCUUUUGGAGUUGAAAUUAACACUGAGAUGCUUAAUCAGCUGCAAUAUGAGGGGAGGUUUGGGACAUUUCUUACUCUAAAACCACAGAUGUGAUUGCUUUUCUGGGGAACAACAACCAAAAAAAACCAUGUCCUUUGACUAACCCAGCUGCAUUACUAGAAAUAAUGGUUAGUCUAGAUAGAAAUUUUGCUUCUGUUAAUUCCUUCUGUACAUUUUUAAUGUUGCUGAUAGAAAAUAUUUCACUUUGUUGCAUAAUCAAGCAGGUAAAAUUGAAAUAAUCAUUAGUAAUAUUCAUUUUGAAUGUGAAUAGUGGUAUUCAAAGUAAGUCGUUCUGUGAUAUGGGAAACAUAUAGUCAAAGAAGGACAGGAAUGUUUUUAGGGUGGGGAUAAUUUCCCCACUAAGAAAUUUGAAAGUACUUUUAUAUGAUUGGAGGUGGUCUCUAGACCAUUGGGUCACUGUGGUCAUUAACCAGUAUUUUCAGCUAAUAAAAACUUAAAUUACCUGAAAAACACAGUUACUAUAGGGGCUACAACUAAGUCUUAACUCCAACUUGUUAAGGUGGUUCUAUACACUGAUAUAAUAGACAAAUUAAAAUGAAAGAAAAGUUUCCUAGGAUGAUUCACUCAGAGGAAGUUCCAAGAAAAGGACAUUAUCAUAAUGUGCAAUUUUACAUUAAGAUAUUCCACACAAAAGUAAGAAUUUCUAAGUUAAUGUCACAAAAUAAUAUAUUUUUUUAAUGUCUUGGGAUGAAUAAGCUACAAUUUUGGCAUAUGGGCUUUGAAAAUGGAGCAGGGGAUAGGGUUUUGUUUCUUAAUAUCCCUUAAUUUUAAGAUUGAAAAUUUUACUUUCUUCCUAAGGGAAUCCCAGUUUACAAAGAUUACAUUGAAACCAAGGUAAUUUGGGAUCAUAAAAACUGGGCCAGAUGCCUUGCUUUAACAGAGAAAUAUUUUGGUGAGGAGAUGGGCUCCUUUGGAAAUUUUUGAACAACUCAAGUCUGAUGGUCACUUGUGAGAAUCAGAAAGAGGCCUUAGCAUUUGGAUAAACUCAAAAUAUGCAUUUACUUUUCCUCUGCAGGGAUUUGAACCUUUUCUAUACCUUUAGUUAAAUAUUUUGCCUUUUCCCUUAGAUGCUGACAAAGCUCAGUUUGUGAAGAUGGUUAGUUUAAAAAUAUGUUUUGCUUUUAAAGGCAAGAUAUUUAAAAUUAAUAUGAUUCCUUAUUUCUGGAUCACUUUGCACACACUGCCAUCUUGCUCCUAUCCUUUAUUGCUGGAUGUCUCAGGAAAUGCAACUUUGACCAGUAGAUACUCAUAAUUCUCUUACCUUGUAACUUCAUCAUAGGAUAUUCUGCUGUGUAUUUGUAGUUGAAAGCAUUUAAAUAUGUUUACAAAGGCAACUUUCUUAUAGAAAGGUCCCUUCUCUCCUGCUUUGAGUAUAUAGAUUUUGAAUGUAAACUGUAUAAUAAAUGACAGUAUGAAGUCAAAUCAGCUGGUUAAAAUUGGUUAAGAUAAAAUAAUGCAGAAGCUUAUUUACCACAGAUUUAUUAUUGUAACAAUCUGUGCAGAUAAGAUAAUUAGUACUAAAUAAACUAUGUCUUUGUGGCUCAAAA
Messenger RNA from Capra hircus (goat), 5351 nucleotides. It is a transcript of the gene ABCB7, whose product is annotated as ATP binding cassette subfamily B member 7. NCBI's taxonomy places the organism in Eukaryota, Metazoa, Chordata, Mammalia, Artiodactyla, Bovidae. The record is from RefSeq and is a predicted model, not a curated record. Gene Ontology annotation, molecular function: ATP binding; ABC-type transporter activity; ATP hydrolysis activity. Gene Ontology annotation, cellular component: mitochondrial inner membrane. Gene Ontology annotation, biological process: transmembrane transport; intracellular iron ion homeostasis.